Molecule: messenger RNA, 849 nt
Organism: Penicillium pulvis
Lineage: Eukaryota; Fungi; Ascomycota; Eurotiomycetes; Eurotiales; Aspergillaceae
Exons: 1
Coding region: 1-849 (282 amino acids)
Source: RefSeq, a predicted model, not a curated record
AUGUCCAAGGCGGUGUAUCGAGAUGCCUCGCCGCCGCCCUAUACAGAGAGCGCCCAACCAUCGCACCAGGACGUCCCACCAUAUGAAACUCCUUCUUAUGACGAGAAGGCAGAUGGCUCCAAAACAAUCCAAAGCUCUACCAAGUUUCCGCCCGUACUGAACGGCUAUUUCCAAUGGAAACUAACCAAAACAUUCCACUUGGGACCCUCUGCUGAGGAGAAACUAUUUGCGGUGACAACCCACGCGAAUAUUAUGAGUAGCAAGCCCUUGAUCGAGCUACACGAUGGCCCUACAAACGAACACCCAGUCAUGGCGACAGUCCGUGCCGAUAAAUGGGGUCGCACCAAGCCAGCCACCAUUACUCUUCCCGCCCGCCCUGGUAGCCCCCACGUGGGGUCGAUCGAGGAACAAUUGGUUCCAGGAUCGUCGAAGAGCUCCAUGUCCGCUUCAUCAACCUGGGCUUUUGAGAUUGAUGCGAAGGAUAAAGGUAGCUCACGGGAGAGGUUUGAAUGGCGAAGUAGCCAUGGGAAAGAGAUAAAGGACCUCGCUACUGGGGUCUCUCAUGGAUGGAAGUUGGUACGUGUAUCUGGGCCUGGAAGCGAUGUUGGCGGGAGCAGAAAGAAGCGGGCCGCAGGUGUUACUAGCGAUGGCUACGAAAUAGUGGCUAUAAUUGCUCAUAAUGCUUCAUUUAGCAUGACAAAGGGAUUCAGAUUUGCAUUUAUGGGUGCUGGUCUUACUGGGACGCUGGGGGAAGUCUGGGAGAUUGCGACCCUCUCUUCGGCUUUGAUGCUGUGGUACAUUGAUGUUCAGCAGACUGCAGUAGCGAGUGCUGUGGCCGCGUCUGCUUAA